Molecule: messenger RNA, 204 nt
Organism: Penicillium mononematosum
Lineage: Eukaryota; Fungi; Ascomycota; Eurotiomycetes; Eurotiales; Aspergillaceae
Exons: 1
Coding region: 1-204 (67 amino acids)
Source: RefSeq, a predicted model, not a curated record
AUGGAGUUCACCCACAUUCGUUCCUACCCUGUUGCGCGACUUCCGCUGUUGACCACACCCGUGGACCCGUGGACUCUUGUGUACUUCUUUGUUGACAAUACAUUCAUGUCAGACAAAGCCUGUCAAGCGGGAUCAAUGACUUUCCCCCCCGUGGAAGAUAUGGCAUCAAUCUGCUUCUGUAAUGGCAUCAAUCUGCUUCUGUAA